UUUUUUAUGAAAUGAACCAUGUAAAAUAACUGGAUGACGGGUAUAUAAUAAUGUUCGCGCUCCAGCGCUUUAGUUGUAAAGCAUACCCAAGUGUCAAAUAUAUAGACGGAUAUAGUAGACACCCGUUUAUGAAAGAAGAGAAAGGAGACGCUUCCUACCAAUGGCAGCUACCAAAAUUCUGUUGUUCUUCUUCUGUACCAUUGUGGCUGCUAACGCCAAAGAUAUAAUAGGGCAGAGGAUCAAUCCAUAUGCACCCAAAAGCAACACAGUUACGGUCAAAUAUGAAGGAACAGAAAAAGACGCAAGAGAGUUAGCGUCAAGCUUGGGCUUGGAAUUUAAAAAGAAGAUUUUUGGAGAUUGGUACUUGUUUACCAUCCCGCAGAUAAAUGAUAUUGUCCCAAGAGAAGUUCCGGACAUUUACCUUAAUUUGAGAAAAGCCAAGAAGAUUGAUAAAAAGAUAAAAUACAUACAGCAAGAAAGCUACCGGAGGCUGUCGAAACGUUCAUUUACAGUCAACGAUGAAGCAUGGCCAAACCAAUGGAAUCUGCAACCUUCGCAGACUCCGAGCAUGAACGUUUACAAAGUGUGGGAAAUGGGUUAUACUGGAAAAGGUAUCACCGUGGCAAUAGUUGACGAUGGAAUAGAUGUAGAGCAUCCGGACCUGAUCAAAAACUAUAAUGCGUCAUUAAGUUACGAUUUUAUCACAGAUAUACCGGAUGCUUCACAUAAAGAGGAGGAAGAAGGACAUGGUACUAACGUGGCAGGUUUAGUGGGGGCAGCCAAAGAUACAAAUUGCGUAAUUGGAGUGGCGUAUGAAAGUACUUUAACUGGAAUUCGAAAUUUAGGAACCACUGAGGAGGACGACGUACGUUCAGUUGCGUCAAUAGAAGCAAUGUCUCUCACAUACAAGUACGAGUACAUCGAUAUUUAUAGUAACAGUUGGGGCCCUGAUGAUGAUGGCGUUUACAUGGAGCCUCUGGAACAUAUUCUUAAUGACGCAUUUGAACUUACCAUUAAAGAGGGGAGAAAUGGAAAGGGUACAAUAUACACAUUUGCUUCCGGAAAUGGUGGAAGGGUGGACAGUUGCGGUGCAGACGCUUAUGCAAGUAACAUGUACACCAUAUCAAUCGCUGCUUUGGACAAGUUAGGAUCCCCAACAACGUAUUCUGAACCAUGCACGUCAAUUUUCGCUGCGACGUAUAGUGGUGAUGAUUUUUUACCUAAUAUUACAACGACAGGUCCUUACAAAACCUGUGUUGAUGAUUUUGAUGGGACCUCAGCAGCUACUCCUCAGGCAUCAGGCAUCAUUGCUUUGACACUUCAAGCCAACCCAGAACUCACUUGGAGGGAUAUACAACACAUGACUGCUGAAUUUUCAAACCAGUCUGGAUUACAACAGUCUUCCAAAGACUACGAGUUUUACAAAAAUGGUGCAGGAAAACAAGUUAGUCUCAUGACUGGUUUUGGACUGAUGGAUGCAAAGGCAAUGGUAGAUAACGCUCCAAAUUGGCCAACCGUGCCUCCAAGAAUAUCUUGUGGGUCUGGCGAUUUAUUUGUUGAUAGAUUGGAAACAAAUCCGACCGAUAUUAGUGUGAUUUACGACCUGACAAACUGUUUUAUACAAUAUCUUGAACAUGUGCAGAUUUAUAUCCAUUAUAAUUCCUCGUUUCGUGGUGAUGUGGAAUUAUAUCUUCUUUCACCAAUGGGCACCAAGAGCAAAAUAUUAUCCGCGCGUCCAUACGACAAUAUUGCAAACUUUACAACUUUCGAAUUCAUGUCUUUGCAUACAUGGGGGGAGGAUCCCAAUGGUGAAUGGAAGCUCACAAUGUUUCCAUUGUAUGAGGAAAUGGAUGUUCACUUGUACGAGUGGGGACUUGAAUUCUUUGGUACAGCGACAGACCCUUUGAAUGGAAUUCCUUCUGACGGUAUAUUUGGUAGCCCGUGUAACAGUCCGGAUACUUGCAACUCUAUACCUGACGGAGGUUGUUUAAAGGAUCCCAAUGAAUUAUGUGACAACAUUUGUGUUUCGUGCAAAAACGGAUACCACUUCAACGGUGACUAUUGCGAAAAAGAUUGUCAUCCUCUCGUGUCUGGGGAAGGUAAUUACGUGGUCGUUACGUAUACUCAGGAAGGUGUCAUAGCCGAGUAUAGUUGUUAUGAAGGGUACCUGUACACUGAAGGCGAUUUAACCAGAACGUGUGGUGACGAUGGUGUAUGGACUGGCUCAGAACCCGUAUGCGACAUCGACUGUGGAGAACUAAACGCCCCGGACAACGGAAAUGUUUCUUUCUCUGGCACAUCUUACGGUUUUGAAGCGGUCUAUUCUUGCAAAGACGGAUAUAUACCGGCAAGUGGGGAUGAUGAGCGAUAUUGUUUAGAAGAUGGGCACUGGAACGGCAGUGAACCAAUUUGCAGUAGAGAUUGCGGACCACUUGAACAUCCUACAAACGGAAACGUAUCUUUCAAUGGGACCUUCGAAAACUCAGAGGCUAUAUAUACUUGCACGAAAGGAUAUGUUCUUUCUAGUGAGGACGCCAAAAGAGUAUGUCAACCGGACGGUAAAUGGUCAUCUGUGGAUCCAGUAUGUUUGGCUGAGUGCUGCCGCCUGGAGCCUCCAGCAAAGGGAACUGUAAACUCAACGUCCAACCUGGAAGGGUCCACCGCGAUAUAUACUUGUUUGACUGGUUAUGCUAUCAGUUCUGGAAAUUUAUUAAGAACUUGUACUUCGGACAGAAGCUGGAAUGGAACCGCGCCAGUAUGUGAUAUAGACUGCGGGCCCCUGGAUUCUCCAGCAAAUGGAACUGUAAAUGUAUCAUCUACCACGAAAGGCUCGACUGCGACAUAUUCUUGCUUGAAUGGUUUGUCUGUAAAGUCAGGAGAUGUGUUGAGAGCGUGUGCUUCUGACGGCAGCUGGACUGGAACAAAACCAGUUUGUGCGAAACAUGAUGUCAUAUCGUUGGCUUCUCAAAUAAACCUGAACGUUAUUGCGGAGCUAUGUGUAGGCAUACUGACAGUUGUGUUUUUCGUUCUUUGAGCUCAGGAUGGACAUAGUUCGUAGCUGUUUGUAUUGGAUAUUUGUCCUCGUUUCAUCAAGAAGGUUGGAAGUUUUAAGACUGAGCUGACGAAGAUGCUACAAAAAUGUUUUCUUAUUAUGUACAUAAUAUAUAUCUGCGUAUCUCUAUAUAUAUUUCCUUGCAACGACCCUAGCAACGACCCCUCCAGGAGAAUGAAUGUGAAUUUACUUUAAGGAUUGUGACACAAUACAGAAGAUGGAGAUUUCCCAAUUAAAGAAACUCCUUCUUUUCUCGUGUGUAAACACCCAUACAUGGAACUCUAUAAUAAAGAAUAAAAGUAGGUUUAGUUGGCGGAGCGGUGGAUCGAGCUCGCGAGCAUGGUUGCUUAAUUCAACCGCUCAAAAAAUAUAUAUUGAAUUCAUAAUUGACUAUUGUAUGUAUUAAUUUGUAUUGGUAUGUAAACUGGAAUAUUAUGUUUUAUUAUAUUGCAUGUAAUGCACGCUAAAGUAUAAAUUACUGAUUUAAGGAUUUUGUACAUAAUGUACGCUAAAAUGAGCUUUAUAAAUAACUAUGUAUGGACUAUAGUAAACGCUUCAAAGUGAAUAUAUUAUAUAUAUUA
Messenger RNA from Mercenaria mercenaria, 3633 nucleotides. Its product is annotated as neuroendocrine convertase 2-like. The record is from RefSeq and is a predicted model, not a curated record. Gene Ontology annotation, molecular function: serine-type endopeptidase activity. Bases 161 to 3034 code for a protein of 957 amino acids. NCBI's taxonomy places the organism in Eukaryota, Metazoa, Mollusca, Bivalvia, Venerida, Veneridae. Gene Ontology annotation, cellular component: Golgi membrane; trans-Golgi network. The transcript is spliced from 23 exons. Gene Ontology annotation, biological process: protein processing.